Messenger RNA from Hippocampus comes (tiger tail seahorse), 2009 nucleotides. RefSeq names its product NFS1 cysteine desulfurase (gene nfs1). Lineage: Eukaryota; Metazoa; Chordata; Actinopteri; Syngnathiformes; Syngnathidae. Gene Ontology annotation, molecular function: pyridoxal phosphate binding; cysteine desulfurase activity. The transcript has 13 exons. Gene Ontology annotation, biological process: [2Fe-2S] cluster assembly. The record is from RefSeq and is a predicted model, not a curated record. The coding region runs from base 242 to 1594 and encodes 450 amino acids. Gene Ontology annotation, cellular component: cytosol; nucleus; mitochondrion.
UUAUGCGUGACGUUGUAUAAAGGAUGUCUCAUAAGUAACCUGGCUGUGAACUUGCUUCCAGCACUCUUACCAAAUAGUUUUUUUUCAACGCCUUCUUAUCACACAGGCUUGAGUCAGUCUGCAAGUUUCCCUACUGCGUAUUAGUUGAGGUGAAAAGAGUGUUCGCGUCUACUUUGCAGCGUUUUACCGUUGGAGGCGUGCGUGGUGUCUCCCACCAGCUGAAAGUCUCCCGCCGUCCACGAUGCUCUCCUCGGGCAGGACCGCGUCCUCCCGCUUUUGCUGGCCUCUUCAGAGGCUCUGUCCCCGGCUGAGCUGGGAACGGAGAGCCGCCGCCAGCACUCAACGGAAAGAACUGAUCAAGAAACGAGACCUGGUCCAAGAUGAGCUGCGGCCCCUCUACAUGGACUUCCAGGCCACCACACCCAUGGAUCCUCGCGUUCUGGAUGCCAUGUUACCCUACCAGGUGAAUUACUACGGCAACCCUCACUCCAGGACGCACGCCUACGGCUGGGAGAGCGAGGCCGCCAUGGAGACCGCAAGGAAGCAGGUGGCCGAUCUGAUCGGCGCCGAUCACCGAGAGAUCAUCUUCACUAGUGGAGCCACCGAGUCCAACAACAUGGCCGUUAAGGGCGUGGCCCGCUUCUACCAGGGCAAGAAGCGUCACGUGAUCACCACGCAGACGGAGCACAAAUGCGUUCUGGACUCGUGUCGCGUUCUGGAGGCGGAGGGAUUCCGCGUCACCUACUUGCCCGUGCAACCCAACGGACUGAUCGACCUCGAGUUGCUGGAGGCGUCCAUGACUCCUGACACGUCUUUGGUGUCCAUCAUGACGGUCAACAACGAGAUCGGCGUCAUGCAGCCCAUUAAGGAGAUCGGUCGUCUUUGCCGCUCCAAGGGCGUGUUCUUCCACACGGAUGCCGCACAGGCCGCCGGGAAAAUUCCCAUCGACGUGUCGGACGCCAACAUCAACCUCAUGUCUAUCAGCGCCCACAAGAUCUACGGACCCAAAGGUGUGGGCGCGCUUUACGUACAGCGGCGGCCUCGGGUGCGACUGGAGCCCCUGCAGAACGGCGGCGGCCAGGAGAGGGGUCUGCGCUCGGGGACGGUGCCCACGCCGCUGGCAGUCGGCCUGGGGGCCGCCUGCAGCAUCGCGCAGCAAGAGAUGGGGUACGACCACCAACGAGUAUCCAUGCUGGCAAACCGUCUGGUCCAGAAGAUCACAUCUCAGCUCCCUGACGUGAUCAUGAAUGGAGAUCCGCAGCAGCGCUACCCUGGGUGCGUCAACUUGUCGUUUGCCUAUGUGGAGGGAGAAAGUCUUCUGAUGGCACUCAAGGACAUUGCGCUAUCGUCCGGCAGCGCAUGUACGUCAGCCUCUCUGGAGCCAUCGUACGUCCUCCGAGCCAUCGGAGCCGAUGAAGAUCUCGCCCACUCCUCCAUCAGGUUUGGAAUUGGCCGCUUCACCACAGAGGAGGAAGUGGAUUUCACAGCGGAGAAAUGCAUCCAGCAUGUUAAAAGACUGCGGGAGAUGAGUCCUCUGUGGGAGAUGGUGCAGGAAGGCAUCGACCUGAAGAGCAUCAAGUGGACACAGCACUAGACCCCACCCACCUUCUUCGCUUCACUUCCUGGUUGACACCCUCGAAAUGAAUUUGAUUAUAUUUUCCGUCUUUGUAUUGCCGCACUCAAAACACGCACAAAUGUCCUUUGAGGUUCCAGAGUGUCCUGUUUGCUUGAGCUUUCCUGUCACAUGUAAUGCAGUGACAUUCGAGAGUUAAAAUCUCUGUCGUAGAUACCAAAAUACAUUUGGAUUGUUAUCUGCAGGAGGGAGCUACCAAAGCUAACACCAAUAAUAGUAGAUGCAUUAUUUUGUAUUGAGUGGUGUCUGUCUUGUGACUUCAACCCGUCUGCAUAGUAUUCACCAAACAUCACGUCAGUGUGUUCGCAUCUUGGUUAGUGCAGCCCACACACAUUUACAAUACUAUUCAAUAAAGAAUAUUAUUAAUCAUUCAAAA